Anopheles marshallii is the source of this 234-nucleotide messenger RNA. RefSeq lists its product as uncharacterized. The record is from RefSeq and is a predicted model, not a curated record. Bases 1 to 234 code for a protein of 77 amino acids. The transcript has 3 exons. NCBI's taxonomy places the organism in Eukaryota, Metazoa, Arthropoda, Insecta, Diptera, Culicidae.
AUGCAUAAGUGUGUUGCAUUGUGUUUCACGAUUCUGGCUCUUGUGCUAGCAACCCUUCUCCCUAUCGCAGAAUCAACGCUGCAACCAAAAGCUCCAAAUUUCCAAUAUUUUGAAAGGCCAAAGUACAGGUAUCCUUACUACGACGAAAACGGAAAAGGGAAACUACUAUACGGCUAUGGAGGACCGGAGCUGUACCAGUACAAGAGCUUCUCACCUUUGGACGGUAUUCAUUGA